Molecule: messenger RNA, 3060 nt
Organism: Guillardia theta CCMP2712
Lineage: Eukaryota; Cryptophyceae; Pyrenomonadales; Geminigeraceae
Exons: 3
Coding region: 1-3060 (1019 amino acids)
Source: RefSeq, a predicted model, not a curated record
AUGUUCACCAAGGUCCCACACCCCAAACGCUGCCUCGCACGCGAUUCGCCACAGCUUUCAUCGUUCGGGUCUUACAACUCAUCCAUGAGGUUCCUCCACUACCCUGAUGGCAGGCUCGUCAACAUCAGCCUCCCCUAUGCUUCGUGGGCUUCCGCACGCAUCUUGUCAGAGAUCGCUUAUAUCAUGCUGGCAGAGGUGAUGGGGUAUGCGGUGGACCUGUGGGAUGGAGCAGGCAUCAACUCGGGUCAGCCCAUCAACUACGCGUCCGGAUGCCGCGACCCUGACGAUGCAGCAUGCAAGGGCGGGGACAUCGACAACCCUUUGAUCCACUGCACCAUUGAGACUUGGAGUCUAGGGAUGAGGAGGGUGUACGACCUCCCUGCUCAAGUCCAGCCGACCCUCGUGUCUGUGCUCAACUACGAGACCGUCAACCAGAUCUUCGUGUGGAAGAGCACUGUAGACCAGGGAGCGGCCAAGGACCUUGCCCUGGACUAUUACCGCUACUACAACGCCAAGUACUAUGAUCCCUCGGGGUACUUCGACAGUCUUGAGCAGCUGCUGGACAAGGUUCCCGUCGACUACAUCGAGCGGUGCAGCGACCAGGACACGGGGACGUACAACAACUUCCGAGACACCGCCAACUAUAUCACUCAGACUGGCAACACGCAGGUGGACUGUGUGGAUGACAAGGUGUGGCUGUCGCCGGCAUGCAGGUUGCUGGGAAACGUUUCGAGGUGCAUCCCCAUGGUGACCCAGUACGAGGUGCACGUGCACAUGCAGCUCGCCUUCUUCCUCAACUUCUCCAUCGCCAUCGUCAAGAUGCGGGACGGCAGCCCGGAGUUCGACCAGAAGUACUAUGAGGUCGUCAGGGGAGGGAACUACUUCUUCGGAUGGUACACGCCCGACGACAACCUGCGGGGCCUCGGGAGCAAGGUGCCAGUCAUGCUGCGGCUGCCCGACACCAACCAGCUGGAGCACAACAUGAGGAUCUACAAGACUGGGUUGGCCCACGUGAACCCCAGGAGCUACUGCUGGAAGAAGCUGCAGACUGUGGACAGGCACGUUAGCUUCCUGGCUACCAGGAUGAAUUUCUUCGAUCAGGAGAUGAAUGACCUCAUGGACGCGAGCGGAAAGACGAGAGGCUCCGGCCUCUCUGUAUACGAGGCGAUGUGGAACGUCGCUUGCUCCUGGGUCCUCGCCAACCCCGACCGCUGGAAGGCCUGGAUCCCCGCUAUCUGCCCUGCUGGGCAGGCGGCAGACGUGACCCUGGGCAAGUGCGAGCAGUGUAGCCCUGGCUUCUUCUGUGAAGGAGGAACGAACCCCGCCUUCCCUUGCCCCAAGAACUGCUUCUGCCCCGCAGGGAGCUCGAUGCCGUUGCCCUGCCCCUCUCCCCUGCUCACCGACGGACAGGGCAGGUCUCAACUCCAGGAAUGCAACCACUGCCCUCCGGAGAUGGUGAUGGUGAACGGGGGCUGCAUCCGUCUGUCUGUUCUCUUGGUCUCCAUCGUCAUCCCGGUGCUGGCCCUCUGCCUGCUCCUCCUCAAAUGUUGGAGGAUAGUGCGGGUGUGGAUGGCGGCGCCGGAGGAGAAGCUGCUGGAGCAAAGCGUCAGCGAUCUGAGGAAGAGGCUGAGCAUCGAGAGGAAGGAUGGGUUCUACCUCACCAACGAGAGGCUCCUCCCCUGGGUCGACCGGCAGUCGGUCGUCAUCAUCCCCAAGGAGUCGCUGGAGGCGGCGGGUCGACUGGCUCUGUUCCAGGAUGAUGUGGACGACUACUUCCUCAGUAGCUUCUGCCUCGGCCUGACGACGUCGCGCAAGGUGCAAGAGAGGAGGGACGAGGCUCGAGAGCAGUACGAGAAGUUCUGCCACUGGCUGCUGGGGAUCUGCAGGGCUCUGCUUCAGGCGUCUCCCUCCAGCUCCUUCCCUUCAGGCUGGAGCAAAAAAGGCCUUUUGCGCCGCGUGUCCCCUCAUGCAGCGACCCGCAAGUGGUCAACGGUGGUAUCUGCAGCAGAGGCGAAGGCGACGGACGAGCGGUAUCAGCGGCAUGCGUACUUCAAGAGGAAGGUGGCGAUUCUCAACGUGUGGCGGGAGGAUCCCAAUCUGUUCGAUCGCCUGCGAUCCCUCGCCAUGGAGCUCAUGGACGAGUCGGCGCAUGACUGCGAGGAGCGAUGCAAGCAGCUCUACGAGGAGGAGAGUAUGCAGGUGCUGCUGGGCCUGCAAGACAUGCACCACGGUCAGCAACAGGAUGAUGAGAUAGGAGGGCAGCAGCCGUAUGCGAGCGAGGACGACGGCGAGCUGCGGAGCGACGUUGCAAGGGAUAGGCAAAAAGACAUGGGGCUGUUGAGACAAGAUGACGAUGACGUCCGAGCCAUCCGCAUCGACGAUGGGGAGCGGGUGAACGCACAGUUUCUCUUCCAGAGAAUGAGAAGAAGCGGCAACCUGCACUGCCUCGACGAAGGCGUCUUCAUUACCCAGCUCCGAGCUCGAGCCCAGCUGCUCAACCUCUCCUUCCAUCGAGCCGUCAUCGACGUUCUUUCCUUGCACUGCUCCUCCCCCUUCUCGAUCUCCUCCUCCGCCACCCUGCGAGGCUCGCGGGUGAUCCUGAAUUGCGACUUCGAGGAGGGGGCAGGUGAAGUUCAAAUCCACCUGGCCCGUCCCAAGACCUGCUCCCGCAUGGCAGAGAAGCUCCGCGAGUACGCUCCUCCGAACCGCAAGUCAAGGUGGCCGCUCACUGCCAACAUCCUCGACCCCGUCCGCCUCUCCGUUGUCUGCCAUGGGACCAGCCAGAUUGUCCAGGUAGCACGCUGGUUCAUGGAGCAGGAGGGAAGGUUUGGCGUGCGGGUGAGGAGGGUGAAGAAUCGGUUCAGGGAGGAGGAGGUAGAGCACGGGUAUCGCGACUUGAAGCUCUACGUCUCCUACUGCAGCGAGGAGGACGUGUCGAUCAUCGGGGAGAUCCAGGUGCAGGACGCCUUGCUCUACCGCCAGUACGUGCAGAUGCAUCGACUGUACAAGAUCAAGCGAGCGCAGUCAAUGCACUUCUACCUCCACCAGACCUCUUGGUGA